GAAUUGAUGUUUGAGCUCAUCUCAGAGAGCAUUGUUUGCCAUCAUUUGUGUGCAAAUCAUAACACAAUUGAUUGGAUCACUCAUUGACUGAUUGUCUGAUUGUGUGAUUGAAUCCAAUUCCCAAUUGCAUUGAUCUGUGGUUUGUAUUGAAUGGCAGACGAACUGGUUUUGGGCGCCGAAGACGGCAUCGACAAGGAGUUCGAGGACGAGGAGUACGAUGAGGGGGACGAAAGUGUGGUCAAAAUGAAGGAGAAGGCCACCAGACGUAAAGGCCGUGGAUUUGGACCCGAGGGAACGGCGCGCGAAGACAUCCGAGAAUAUGAAGCCAUGGAUGUGGGCGACGGACACAACGACUCUCCCGGUCCUCAGAAAUCUGUCGAGGGAUGGAUUCUGUUCAUCACUGGUGUGCACGAAGAGGCUCAGGAGGAAGACAUAUACGACAAGUUUGCAGAGUUCGGCGAAAUCAAGAAUUUGCACUUAAAUCUGGACCGAAGAACCGGAUUCUUGAAGGUC
Messenger RNA from Oppiella nova, 513 nucleotides. The record is from the annotation of a GenBank genome assembly. NCBI's taxonomy places the organism in Eukaryota, Metazoa, Arthropoda, Arachnida, Sarcoptiformes, Oppiidae.